AUGAGGAAGCCAGAUUUUUCUGGGAAGAACAAUGUGAACAACAAUGGAGCCAAGCUAAGGAAAGGUUUGUGGUCACCAGAAGAAGAUGAUAAGCUCAUGAACUACAUGCUCACCAAUGGACAAGGCUGCUGGAGUGAUGUAGCAAGAAAUGCUGGCUUGCAAAGGUGUGGAAAGAGCUGUCGUCUUCGGUGGAUUAAUUACUUGAGGCCUGACCUCAAACGAGGCGCUUUUUCACCCCAGGAGGAAGAACUCAUCAUCCAUCUUCAUUCCAUUCUUGGCAAUCGGUGGUCUCAAAUCGCAGCACGCUUGCCGGGGCGCACUGACAAUGAAAUCAAGAACUUUUGGAACUCAACAGUAAAGAAGAGGCUUAAGAAUUUAUCUUCCACACCCUCACCAAAUACAAGUGAUUCAUCAUCGGAUCCAGGGGGUCUCGUGGGAGGAGGGCUCAUGUCCAUGCGGGAACAAAACAUUAUGGCUCUCUACAUGGACUCAUCAUCCUUGUCAUCGUCAUCGACAAAAGCAAGGGCUCUGAAUCGUCCCAUGGACAUCGACCCCUUGUCUAUGUUUGAUAACAGCCUAACUAUGUCUGCUCCAAGUGGAUCAUACUUAAAUGCACCACAAGUUGAAAUGAACCCUAAUACGUUCUAUGAGAAUUACAGGAUGUUUGGUGGCAAUAUUGGGGUGGAAGGAGAGCCGUUAGAUCUCCCCCCUGAGAGCAUAAGUAUUGAAGGAUGUGCAAAAACCGAAUAUUUUUCAGAUACAAACACUAAUAACAUCACUGUCAACACUAUGAACAAUUUAUUCAUCAAAUACUGCAACAGCAGCAACAUCAACGACAACCACAAUAACAAGAACAUCAAAGUAGAAAACAUAGGUGGGUUAAACAAUUACUUUGAAGGAGACGACCAAAGAGUACUGGGGGACUGGAACUUGGAGGAAUUGAUGAAAGAUGUUUCCUCCUUUCCAUUUCUUGAUUUCCAUGUCGAAUAA
Ilex paraguariensis (yerba mate) is the source of this 990-nucleotide messenger RNA. NCBI's taxonomy places the organism in Eukaryota, Viridiplantae, Streptophyta, Magnoliopsida, Aquifoliales, Aquifoliaceae. The record is from the annotation of a GenBank genome assembly.